AGCUCACACCCUCACAAGUCGAAGGGCAAGCUCAGCUGCAGCCAUGGGCGGCGCCAGCUCAGGGUUUGAUCAACUGCAGGAGCCAUUCGACAGUCGGCAGUUCCAGCAGGCGCUCAGCCAAUGGCUGGCGCCCUUGCGCAUGGACUGCACCAAGCCGCUGCUGCUAGGCUGGUACAAUCACACCCGUGCUGUGACGGCUGAUGGCACGCAGAAACUCGAGGGGCCAGAUGAUGCAGUUGCAUUUGCGAUAUGCUCUUUGCCCAGAUACUUGGAUACCGUUGUGGACUACUACGCCAGAAAGCGGCCAGCGAAGGACUUGGUCGACGCUGCGACUAAUGAAAUUCUGGAACAGCUUCGUGCUGUCAUCCCAGCAUCACUUGAUGCUCAGAUCAUCAACACCGAUGUAGGACCCCCCUACGUCCAUGUGCAAACGGUCGGAGCGGUUUGUGGGGAAGAUCAGCAUAUCGAGGCCAAGGAUGUGCAAAGUGAUGGGCGGAAGGAAUGGCAAGAGGACCUAGAAGAUCGUUUAGAGGAAACGCGCGACCCAAAGAUGUGGGGAACCGAAUCUGAGAUGCGGCGGAAGAUCUUCGGGGUUAACAUUCAUCCGGUUUGGGGAGGGUGGUACGCUUACCGGGGCCUCAUUGUUCUCCGCAACGGGAAGCAGGCUUCCCUGCAGAAGCCCGAGCCGUUGGACUUCUUGAAGGAUGAGGACAAGAUGCGAAUACUCACGGAGUACAACCAGAGGCACCAAAUGUGCCUGUGGCGGGACCUGCCAGAUCAUGCGCCUGAGAACAGGUACAGUCCAGAAGAGUUCUUCUUCUUCACGGAGACGUCUCCGGACAAGCGGAGGCGAUUCCUGGAUCUGAAAGUGUCACAUUUACCCGCUGCGGCUCCUGCUUAGGGAAAGUUUUGAUGAGUUUUGCAGACCGACGACCAGAGAUGCAGAAAA
Messenger RNA from Effrenium voratum, 949 nucleotides. The record is from the annotation of a GenBank genome assembly. Lineage: Eukaryota; Dinophyceae; Suessiales; Symbiodiniaceae.